CUUUCGUACCUACGUAAUAGAGAAUGUCGGUUGUUGUCGCAGUCAGGGUUACUACGUUGAGAUGGUUUCGUGUCUAAAAAAGCCACCGGAAAACACUGAGGUUUUUUGCCCCAAAGACUUGUUAGAGAUCAGCUUCGGUAAGAUCAGUAGGCCAGUGGCAGUGACUUCACUGACUGGACCGGAAACUAACUGCGAAGUCAUGAUGAAAUGUCCAGUAAACCAGCUGGUACCAAAACCCAGAUCAAAGACAAUGUGAACUGUCAUAGAAGACCCAGCUGCACAAGACAGGAAAAACGUAAUUGGAUUUAAUAUUUGUGAGUACGGAAAUAGUAUAGGAUGUAGCCGUGGACACUGCAAAGACUUAUUGCCACUGCACUUGCGACAUCAGGGAUUGAGGCUCCGUACGCGUGUUUGUAACACCAAGACAGCAAGAGUGCCAAUGAUCAUGCAGAGACGUCACAAUCUCUUUUGAUAAUGGUGUCCCUGCUGAAGCCCAUUGUAGUGGCACUACUGAUUUUCAUCCACGCUAUUCUCUACGCUGGAGUGCUCUCUGCUUCUGUGCCAGGUUUGGGCGUUACAAAGCAGCAGGUUGGCGACAACACGAGCAUUUCGAGCAACUCAACAUCGCGGAACGUUUCAUCCAAAAUCUGUGACCCCUCCUCAGCUAUCAACAACUCUGAGAUAGCAGUAAACGUUACUUCUAACGUCUCCACAUGUCUGUCCACUGUGGUAACGAAUUUAUCUUCCACCAACGAAGAGGAUGGGUCAACCGGGAUCUUGGUUUACCUUUCUGCUUGUGUAGGCACCUGGGCAGUGGUAGCAAACAGUCUCCCGCUAGCUGCCAUCAUCAAGCAAGAGCAUCUCCAAACGCCAGCCUACAUUCUCAUGGCUAACCUGGCCGCAAGCGACGUCCUGACCGGGUUCUCGUCUCUCCUCUCGGCCGGCACGCGUGUGUAUUUCGUACAGACCGCGACCUCACCUUCUGAAGCCCUGCUACGUUUCCGAUUCACCAUCCUGCUACUCUCAGGGAUGUCCUCCGCUUACGGUCUGAUGGCGCUAACGGCCGAGCGCUACUGGUUCAUCGUUCACGGGAUGACCUACGUCAACAACGUCACCAACGACAAGUGUAAGCUCGUGGCGGUUCUCGUGUGGGCGUGGUCACUACUGCUGGCGAUUCUGCCCACCUUUGACUGGUACUGCGAAGGGCGUUUUGACGAAAGAUGCAUUCCACUGGGCGCAGGGUUGUCCUUCAACUACGCGGUCGUGGUCUUGGUGUUUAUUUUCAUCCCGAUCGCGGCAAUCAUCUUCCUCAACAUGGGGAUACUCUGGUGCCUGUGGAAGCAGGUGAACGCCAUCGCUGCACAAGAAGCCGCGGUGGGAGCCCAGCCCAGCACCAGCCGGAAGUCCGCCUUCACCGUCGUGCUCAUCACCGUGGUGUUCCUGGUGGGAUGGUUGCCUCUAGCGGUCAGGAUGGCGCUGUUUACUCGGUACAACACUCCGAUGUCCACAGUGCUGGUCUUCGUGGCCUUGAACUCUUCUUCGAACCCUGUGAUCUACGGGUUUCGCCUGAAGGAAGUUCGUCGCGGCGUCGUGCGACUCUUCACCAACCAUUAAACGGUGGAGUCAGUUUUGUCGUAGGCCGUCGUAC
Molecule: messenger RNA, 1648 nt
Organism: Branchiostoma belcheri (Belcher's lancelet)
Lineage: Eukaryota; Metazoa; Chordata; Leptocardii; Amphioxiformes; Branchiostomatidae
Product: sphingosine 1-phosphate receptor 4-like
Exons: 1
Coding region: 475-1614 (379 amino acids)
Biological process (GO): G protein-coupled receptor signaling pathway
Cellular component (GO): membrane
Molecular function (GO): G protein-coupled receptor activity
Source: RefSeq, a predicted model, not a curated record